Messenger RNA from Plasmodium berghei ANKA, 993 nucleotides. Its product is annotated as BIR protein. The coding region runs from base 1 to 993 and encodes 330 amino acids. The record is from RefSeq and is a predicted model, not a curated record. NCBI's taxonomy places the organism in Eukaryota, Apicomplexa, Aconoidasida, Haemosporida, Plasmodiidae. The transcript has 3 exons.
AUGGAUGAUUAUGUGUGUAGAAGAUUCCUUCUUGUAAGGAGCUGGUUUCCCGAUCAAUUGGUUAAUGGAAAGUAUCAGUUUAUUAGUGAUAAAUAUUUCAAAGAGUAUUGUAUUAACGAAACAUGUGCUAGUGAUCUCGAAAAAAUUAAUGCUGUAUGUUUAAUGUUACUUAAUCAAUUCUUUGGAAGUUCUACUUCGUUUAAGUAUCAUAAUAACAUUAAUAUUGUUGAAUACAUUAUGAUAUGGUUAAAUUAUAUGUUAAACCUAAAGGGAAAUAAUGAUAACCACAUCAGUGCUCUACAACAUUUUUAUACUACAUUUAUAAAUAAACAAGAAAAGUAUACAAAUUCUAUAAAUGGUGUUACGGAGUACAAAAAUUAUAAGGAUCUUAUAGAUCAAAAAAAAUAUUUUUGGGGUAUGGAUAGUAAUAUUAUAACUAAUUUUUAUGAAGCAUUUAAAUUAUUAUGUGAAAUGUAUACUAAUUUUGAUGAAAAAAGAUCAUGCUGCACAAACUGUUUGCAAAAUGCUAAUAAAUUUGUUAAUAAAUAUAAAGAAAUGAAUCAAAACUCUGUUAUUACUAGUAAUAAUUCAUAUGCUCAACUAUUGUCUACUUUAUUAAAUGAUUAUAAUAAUUUUAAAAAUUAUUGUACUAGUAAAGGUGAUAAAUGUAAAGUUUAUCCAGAACUUCCAACGAUAGAACAAAUGCAAGCUUCAGAACAAAGUUCUAUACAAAGUUCUAUGCAAAGUUCUACACAAACUUCAGAACAACGUUCUGGACAUAGUUCUGUAAAAACUUCUGCACAAACAUCUGAAGUUACAUCAUCAAGUUCGUCAAUAGGAAACAAAUUAUUUACAGUUUUAUCGAUAUUUGGUGCAAUAGCAUUUUUUUUAGGAAUUUCUUAUAAGUAUUCGUUAUUUGGACGUCGGAAACGAUCUCAAAAACAAUAUUUAAGAGAAAAAAUAAAAAAUAUAAAGAAGAGAAUGAAUCAUUAA